Molecule: messenger RNA, 1011 nt
Organism: Eupeodes corollae
Lineage: Eukaryota; Metazoa; Arthropoda; Insecta; Diptera; Syrphidae
Exons: 2
Coding region: 309-770 (153 amino acids)
Source: RefSeq, a predicted model, not a curated record
UAGUCGAGGUACCAUUAGACAUAGUUUGUAAAAAAAUUACAUCUCCAGAAAUAAUUGGUAAUUUGGAAUAAAUUUUCUGUAGAUUGGGAUAUCCUAGUUCUAUAAAAGCAGAUAAUGGUCGACAAUUUAUGAGUAGUGAAUAUAAGAGCUUUUGUAACAAGAACAACAUUGAUCUGAUAACUUCACCUCCUUACUGGCCGCAGGCCAAUGUCAAAGUUGAAAAUUUGAAUAAAUCUAUUUUGAAGCGACUGCAAAUAGCUCAUGGCAGAGGGGCGGACUACUGAAGAGAAGUACAGAAAUUUACUCUUAUGUACAACGUGACACCACAUGGCACAACGGGUAAAUUGCCUUCAGAGCUUCUUUUAAAUAGGACUCAUAGAGACAAAAUUCCAUUUGUACAAGAUAUAAGUGAAACUAUUUUAGAUUCAGAGGCUAGAGAUUUAGACAAGAUUAACAAACAAAAAGGAAAGGAGAGAGGGGAAAGAGUUCGUGGUGCCAAGGAAGCGGAUAUUUUCAAUGGUGACGAUCGGAAUUUAAACGACGUAGUAUUACAAGGAAAUGAUGGCAGAACUUUUAGGCGAAAUGUAAACUAUGUGAAGAAAAUACCAUUGCUGGAUCAGACUGAAAUCAAAACAACAAAUAAUGAAGAUAAUUUGGAGCAGUCAAUCAAUGAAUCCAACAAUGAUGUUGAAGAGACCACCGAACCGAGUAAUAAGGGGUUCAAGCUGAAGCUUACAAAUAUAGGAGGCAUGUGGCGACCUUGUCAGUAGGAGUUACACUGUAUCAUAUUCAUUAAAGUUGCAAAGCAUUUAAUUGUCAUUGAAGAAAUAAAAAAUAAGUUUUAGUUUUGUUUUGAUUAUGGAAUAGUUCUGUUGUGUUAUUUAGAAUUGGAAAAUACAGGUUAUUACAGAAUGCAUUUGCUAUGGAAAAAUUCAAAACUGAAAUUUGAAAACGUUACUUUUAAAUUUCCAGAUUUCACAAAAAUAUAAAAUAUAAAAUCAAUUUAAUAAA